CAUCCUGAUUUGGACUUACUUGAGAGUUUACGGGCUGUGCGUCAGGCUGCAGUCCGUGCACUGGACGUGGAGCACGCGGUGGUUUGUGGAUGCGUCUGCAGAGAGAUUCACUAAGAAAAGCUUGUUUUUAACCAGGUAACUGUCUUUACUGUCGUAAACCUAAUUGAAAACUGACCUUAAACUGUGCCAAGGACCAUGCCUUUGGCGGUUAAUGUUCAACUCUAGCUGCGCCUGAGGAGGGGUCUGGGUUUGGAGAUGGUAGUUUGACUCCGGAGACGCGCGGACAUGGGCACCGGGACAAGCCGAGGGAAGAAAGUGGCGCCGGCGUGUGCCAGCGAGGCGAGCGUCGCCAAAACCGGGUCCGGCGUCGCUUCGCCCAAACGGGACACGACUUUAUUCAAGCCUCUCAAAAUCCACGCGAUUUUACGCAGCGCGCGUAAUCGCGCGCAGCCGGACUGCCACAGCGAGGGACAGGAGUCCGACCUGUCCGCAGAGGACGAGGACGUGGACGGAGAGCUGGACACGGUGCUGGAGGACUACGGGGAGCGAGGUGAGAGGGUUUCUGUGAAGAAAACUCCGACGAAGAAAUCCUUCAUGAGGUCCAGGACGUACGGACUGUGCCACUUCGGAGGAGGAGGAGGAGGAGGAGGAGGAGGGGGGGAGGAAGAGCGAGCCGCGGAGCCACGUGUCCAACACAGCGGGACUGCUGGUGUAAACAAAAAGAACAAGACGCACUCCGAAGAACACACAUCUCCGUGUCCCAAGCAGCGCAGUUCCUCCUCACAGGACUUCUUGACAAGAGGGGCUUUGUUUGGAGCUGUUCCCACACCAGAAAAACAAUCGACUUUUGGCAGCUGCCACAGCUCCUCUCUGGCCAUGCCAGUCAUCCUGUACGACGGAUCAGAGGAAGAGCUGAUGGACACUAUUGAGAGGGAGUUUAGCUGACCUCCAGCUGAGAACGCUGUCGUCGUGCUGCUGGAGUUUUCAGCAGCCUGGAUGGAGUGAGAUGGCUUGUAGACAAUAUUUCUUAAAAGAGAGAAGAAAAAAAAACCCAGGGCUUACUUGGACAGAUUUCUCUACAGGGAAUUCUAUGAUCUGUAUUCAUCGCGCUGCCUGGAUACAUGCAACAUUGUUUGGAUUAAACUUAAACAGCCCCUACCCCGGCCUUUGCAUUUACCCAAGUCUUAUUUAACGACAAGUGGCAGUGUAAUUGCAGGGUUAUCACACGGGCUUGAACAGGUGCCAGGAAGUUCUCUGUUAACCCACCGAGGCCUCCUCGGUCUGUUGUGUGCAGCAGCAGGGUGUCACUGUCAUCCCCUCUGUCCUGUCUGGCUCCCACAGGGCGUGCGCUCACCCGUUACCCAUUACUUACAUUGCUUCAUCUUCACGGGUAAAUGAGUGAACACAGAUGUUGGAAACUCAAUGAUUUGGGCGAACAUUUAGUUGCAGAGUUUGAAUCUUUAACCGUUUUGGGCGCACAGUGCUGUUCUUUAUACAUCCACGGCGGCCCUGGAGAGGUAUGUUUACAUAAGGUUUCCUUCCUGACCACAGUUCCUGCACUUUUCCACCCUUUAGAAGGAAUGUGUGGCACAAGAAGAGAAUUCUGCUCACAUUUAAACAGUGAAGGCUGCUGCCACCCAGUGGCAGGAUGCAGUAACUCUGUACAAUUCCACGACCGCGAUCUGUCAACAAACGGAUCUGCCGCUGACAAUAAGAUCAUUCAGAAUUUUCUUUUUUGAAUAAAAUAUCUAAGAAAAAAACAAACCUGUUUAUCUUACUUUUUUUUUACAACAACAGUAACCUUCCAAGUUAAGUCACCCAUGUGUUGUAAAAAAAAAAACUCAACAGACAAAAGCCUUUCGAAGUGCCUUUUAAUCAUGAGCCAUCUGUGUUAGUGAAUGUUUCACAUUAAAGACUGUACAAAAUAAAAUGUGCAUUUGUAAAACAAUAAAAUACAGCUACAUUAAAUAUUUUUUUGCACAAUAUAUAUGUAAAAAAAAUAAUGUUCAAACCAAAGUUUGCUGGAGGCAGUGCAGUACCUAUUAAGUACUUUUAUGGUAAAAGUAAGUGUUUGAUAUU
Molecule: messenger RNA, 2079 nt
Organism: Salarias fasciatus (jewelled blenny)
Lineage: Eukaryota; Metazoa; Chordata; Actinopteri; Blenniiformes; Blenniidae
Exons: 3
Coding region: 286-945 (219 amino acids)
Source: RefSeq, a predicted model, not a curated record